AUGGAGUUCCCUUUCGGCUAUGAGAGACGGGAACGCCCUUCUCGAGCUGCAGCUCCCACAAAGAACAUGAAAGACCCUGAUUCUGAGGAUGAUGACCAGCCUAUCAGGCCCCAAAAAUCGUCUUCAGCAGGAGUCAUCCGUACCGAUAAUGACAACCCCAGUGUCGGCUUUAGCCCUGAUUCGAUCACAGUCAUCUCGGCACAGAGCAGUGCUCCGUCCAUAACAACACUCAACCGACCAUCUUCCCCUAAGAAAAGAAGUAACCCCGAAGCUGACAGCGACUCUCCGACCAAGAAGUCACGCAAGAUAGUGAUCAAGGCUAAGAAGUCCAACCAAGCCGUGAUUCCAGGGCUUUCGCAAGCCGGCACCACACCGCAGCCAGCCUCCGGCAGCAUCCCUGAGAUUGAGGCUAUGCGCAAAUGCCUCAUGUCUUUGGAGAGUCGCAUAAAUCAGGAUGCAGCGGACCGCGACGAGGCUCAGAAAAAGAUUACUCUGAUCGAGCAGAAGUUGCAGGAUGCCCAAGCGGCCAAGACGGAUGAGAAGGACCUCACCCAUCCUGCAGAUGACCAAGACCUACGCAAAGAAAACAAGGAUCUGCUCAAGGGAAACCAGAAGCUCAAGAUACUCAUGGCAGAGCAGAACCAUUUUAUCGCCACCCUGAAACAGGACCGCAUCACCCCGUCCGGCUUUAAGCUGAUGGACUGUGACGUAGAGCAAGGAUGGAAGGGAAUCGCGUUCGAGAUUAGCAACUUUGUUUUUCAGGUCCUCACCAAGAAGCCGUACGGAGACCAGGCACCUCCAGGAGCGAACCUGAAAGACGUCGAAGCACUCAAGAAGCAGCAGAAGAAGAACAUUCACGCGGCACCUUUCCAAUUCCAGCGUUACAUUUGGUUGCAUCUCGUCACGGACAUCUUCCAGGCUGGGAAGGCUACCUGGGGAGGUCCCACAGGCAAUGCGUUCCAUCGCUAUUGUUUGGACAUAUCUGAAAUUGACUUUGACGGCAUGACGCAGCUGAGUACAUUCAAGUCCAGUCAAGCCGAGCUACUGUCCAAGUCAUUCGAUGACCAUAACCGCGAAGAGGCCAAGAACAUUGCACGGGAGAUGGCACUGACUCUUGAAAUUUUCAUGGAUCCCGAUGAAAUGAGAGAAAGAGCAAGCCCGAAGAAGCGUCUUUGGCAUAUAGUUCGCAAAGCACUAGUACACGACGAUUGGGAAUGGGAUGACCUCGAUAUCCGUUACUACACGGGAGAGGCAGGCGGAGUCAAGAACGUGGGUGUUGAAAUUUCGCCCCGACUUAGGAAGAUUGGAAACGCCGAUGGCCAUCAUUUUGACGAAGCACUGGAGAUGUGCCAGCCCAUGGUGACGGUACAUCUCUCAUGA
Fusarium venenatum is the source of this 1380-nucleotide messenger RNA. RefSeq lists its product as uncharacterized. Lineage: Eukaryota; Fungi; Ascomycota; Sordariomycetes; Hypocreales; Nectriaceae. The record is from RefSeq and is a predicted model, not a curated record.